ACAAAACAAGAUGCCGAUCAGUGUUCAAGCGGAAAAAGCCUAAACAUGAAAACAAUUCUCGCAACCGAUUAUGUCUUCCACGGUAAUGUGUGUCAUCUGUGAGACUGUGCUGAAAUAUAACCGCGAGGAUACGGGUAAUUUGAUCCAGCAUUUGCGCGAUAAUCAUCGUCAUGGAAGAAGCAUGAAAAGCACACGAUCUAAACAUGUAGAAAAUCCACCAGUAGAAUCAUCGGACGAAAUAAUUCUCGAGAUGGAGUCUCUACCAGUGAUGGUCGAAUCUGAGGGACAUUUCAGUCACGACCACCAGAGCUGUACCGUGAAAGAUGUUAUAGAAAAGGCAAUCAGAUCUACCGAAUCUGCUGUGAGUGAUAACAUCGAGUCGAUCUCUUCAGACUCGGAUGAAUUUGAGAUUUCUUCAUCUGCAAGCACAAGCAGAGAUAAUCUGCAGGAAAAAUUAAUACGAGAAACAUCCAACUAUGGUCGACGGAAAGUUAUGUAUGAAAGAAGGUAUCGUCCUCGAAGGCCUAUUCGAACCUGCCGGCGAGUACUGUAUCGAACGACGGUAGAAAAUUGGCGCCCCGGAGGCCUGAGAAUCACCUGCCCGGUCUGCGGAAAAAGUCGUAUACCGGUGAUACGAUGUCGUCGUGAACGAGAAACUAAUUCUUCAAUUUGGGCUUCCUUUCUGUCUUGUUGCUGGCCAUUUUGCUGUUUACCCUGUUGCUUUCCAAAACCGAAACGAGAAUUCUUGCACUGUUCAGCGUGCGAAGCCUAUUUGGCUAAGUACGAUUACGAAGCGGAUUGCAUACAGCCAAAUUUCAAACUGUUUGAAGGAGGCUAACAGCUACUUAAAAUUUAGUUUUAAGAGAAUCGUUUUAAUAUAUUU
This is a messenger RNA of Malaya genurostris, 883 nucleotides long. RefSeq lists its product as uncharacterized. The coding region runs from base 71 to 838 and encodes 255 amino acids. Lineage: Eukaryota; Metazoa; Arthropoda; Insecta; Diptera; Culicidae. The transcript has a single exon. The record is from RefSeq and is a predicted model, not a curated record. Gene Ontology annotation, molecular function: DNA binding.